This is a messenger RNA of Esox lucius (northern pike), 1576 nucleotides long. It is a transcript of the gene timm21, whose product is annotated as translocase of inner mitochondrial membrane 21. Bases 288 to 1007 code for a protein of 239 amino acids. The transcript is spliced from 6 exons. Gene Ontology annotation, biological process: protein import into mitochondrial matrix. Lineage: Eukaryota; Metazoa; Chordata; Actinopteri; Esociformes; Esocidae. Gene Ontology annotation, cellular component: TIM23 mitochondrial import inner membrane translocase complex. The record is from RefSeq and is a predicted model, not a curated record.
CCAAUGUCAGAUGACUGUGUGACGCUGCUGGAAGGGUCGAACGUCGUCAGUCACGUGACGAAUUAAUAGUGAAACCCGACGUUCUGUAGGAGCUACACUUUUUAUCGGUCCCAUCUCUAGCUGCAAGUAUUUGGAAAUAUAGAGUGAAUUGUGUUGCAAUAAGGUAGUUUAUGUUCGAAUAGUUCUAUUUUCUUAUGAGAUCAUUAACAUCGGGUCAGUUUACGACAGACACCGCGUGCGUUUGGACAAUUGUAGUGGCUAGCACGUCAACUUGAGUAGAGGACAACAUGGUGUAUUCGUUCGUACUGAAAGCUGUGCAUCGUAAUUUGCAACUUCACCCACAAUCAACUCAAUUUAUGUUGCAACUAUGCAAAAGCACACAGAACAAUGUAUACCUUCAGAAACAGACUGCUUCCAAAUUUGUUUCUUCAAAUCGCUUUAUUAUUAUGAGCAAUAAAUUUUGUGCACAGAGUCGAAGCAUUUCUCUCGACACAAGGUUGAGAAGCAAAGUAGAAAAGAAGGCUGGUGGGCAGGUAUCGGUACCGAGACAAGGACCAUCUACUGCACAUAAAGUGAAGGAAGCUGGCAAAGACUUCACCUACCUGAUGGUUGUGCUCAUCGGACUCGGAGUUACAGGUGGACUGCUAUAUGUUGUGUUCCAGGAACUUUUCUCCUCCUCCAGCCCCAACAAGGUCUAUAGUAAAGCCUUUAACAAAACCAGGUUACACCCAGAGGUGAUUGGAGUCUUUGGAGAGCCUAUCAAGUGCUUCGGUGAGACUUCCCGCCGUGGUAGAAGACAGCAAGUCAGUCAUGUUGAGUACAUGAAGGAUGGAUUGAAGCACAUGAGACUGAAGUUUUACAUAGAGGGAGAAGAACCAGGACGGCAGGGAACAGUUCACACAGAAUCUAAAGAGAACCCUGAAACUGGAAAGUUGGAGUUUCGCUACAUUUUUGUGGAAGUAGACACUUACCCAAGGAGAACCAUUGUCGUCGAGGAUAACAGAUAAGACGGUGUCUGAACCAGUCUCAAAUGGCGUUGUGGCUGAUCGAGUCUUUACAUAAGUUUGUUGUUGAGUAAUAUUUGUGACACAAUUUCCAAAAAAUGUCAGUUACAUUUUAAAAAGUGUAUCAGUGGUUUAAAACGCAGGUGGAAUUAAGUGCCUGUCUUGUUUUUUGGGAUUGUUUUAGUGUUUGGAGCUUUUGCACUAAUACAUUGGGCAAUUUAGAAAAAUGAGAAAAGUCUCCUUUGUAAGCUAAACAGAUCCAAUACCAAUGAUUUACAGAUACACCAUAUGAUUGACAGGGGCUGCUUUUUUGAAGCCACAGUGCUUCUAUUUCCGUGCUCCCCACCAUUUCUUUCAAAUGAGUCCCUAAAGCUGGCAUUGUGAUGGAGAGCACCAGCUUGAAUCCCCCCAAAAUUUUAAAUAGGCUUUUCUUAUAUAUGUCAAAAAUGCAAGAUUAAUUAAUAUUGUGGUGUUCUGUAUGACUGUUAAAUUCUAUAGCAAAUAAAUGAAAUCUCCUUAGCCUGUGUACAACAUAACUUGAAAUUAAACUAUUGUCUUUUCUGAAAAACAAA